Anopheles coustani is the source of this 4909-nucleotide messenger RNA. It is a transcript of the gene Hmt4-20, whose product is annotated as histone-lysine N-methyltransferase Suv4-20. The record is from RefSeq and is a predicted model, not a curated record. NCBI's taxonomy places the organism in Eukaryota, Metazoa, Arthropoda, Insecta, Diptera, Culicidae. The coding region runs from base 431 to 4909 and encodes 1492 amino acids. Gene Ontology annotation, cellular component: nucleus. The transcript has 4 exons. Gene Ontology annotation, molecular function: protein binding; histone H4K20 methyltransferase activity.
GACGGGUGCUGACGAGCGGGGCGUGGCCGGAGGUGGAGGUGGUAGCGUUCGUGGCAUUGGUCGAACAUCGAGACAUCGAGGUGGAAACCGUCUACGAAUCGUCCGGACUGUCAGGAAGGCGACGGCAGCAGCAGCUGCGAGAGGAGGAGAAGAAAGAGACAACGCAAGGAGGAGAAGGAGGUGGCGUGUAGUGGAACGUGGCAGCGGUGGCGUUGGGCAAGUGUCCGCGUCGUUGUUCGGCGACGACGGCGGCGGCGGUAGACCGCACAGUUCAGCACGGAUCGGUAGGAAGGCUCGCCACGUCGGUGGUGGCUUGCCGCCGUCGACGUCGUUGGCGUCGUCGUCGUCGUCCCUCAGCCACGCCGGCGGCGAAUCGGCAGCGAGCACAGCAGCUGCAGCAACGGCAGAAGUGGAAGGCAUCGGUGGCAGGAUGGUGGUAGCGUCGUCUGGGCAUUCAUCGGGCACGGGGGGAGGGAGCCAGCAGCAAUCGAAGGGUAGCGGACAGCCGCCCAAGCUGGCUCAGGUUGCCAGCCCGGGCACCGGCAUGACACCGAAGGAGCUGUCUGACAACGACGAUCUCGCCACCGGGUUGGUGCUCGAUCCGAUUCUUGGCUUCCAGACGCACAAAAUGAGUCUCAAGUACCGACCGCUGAAGGCGAACAAUGACGAAAUCAAAGAAAUCAUCGAGGAGUUCAUUCGGACGCAGAACUACAGCAAAUGCUACCAGCGACUAAUCAGCGGCCACUGGAUGCCCCGGUCGCUGCUGAACAAGAAUAAGCUGGCCCUGAAGCGGCUGGAGGCACACAUUUAUCGCUACCUGCGCGUGUUCGAUCAGCACUCCGGGUUUGUGAUCGAGGCAUGCUACCGCUACUCGCUCGAGGGCCAGAAGGGGGCGAAAAUCUGCUCGACGCGCCGCUGGGCGAAGAACGAGAAGAUCGAGUGCCUGGUCGGGUGCAUCGCCGAGCUGAGCGAGCGUGAGGAGGAGAUGCUGUUGCACCCGGGCAGGAACGACUUCAGCGUGAUGUACAGCUGCCGGAAGAACUGCGCUCAGCUAUGGCUUGGCCCGGCCGCCUACAUCAACCACGAUUGCCGCGCGAACUGCAAGUUCGUGGCGACCGGGCGCGACACGGCCUGCGUGAAGGUGCUGCGCGAUAUCGAGGUUGGUGAGGAGAUCACCUGCUUCUACGGCGAGGACUUCUUCGGCGACAACAACUGCUACUGCGAGUGCGAAACGUGCGAGCGGCGGGGAACGGGCGCAUUCGAGGCCCGGGCCCGGUUGCUGUUCAACGCGGCGGCUGCAGCGGCCAUCGAUGGGGCUGGGAAAGGAACGGUGGAAGGGCUCGGUGGCGUGAACGGUACCAUCGGUGCCGGUGGCUGUGCGGGAGUCGAGUUGAGUGCAGGGUCGGACAGUGCCGGCUACGAUGCGCGGCUUAGCGGUGUGGUGAACGGUGGUGUGGCGAACGGUGGCGUGUCGGUGAUGGGCAGUGUCGUUGGGGUGAACGGUGGCGUGCGGUAUCGGCUGCGUGAAACCGACAAUCGGUUGAAUCGAAUGAAAAGCAAGGGUCAGAGUGGGCUUGUUGGUGCGGUAGAUGGCGGAACGGGCAUGAUCGUGGGCGCACUAGGUCAGGCCAAGACUGCGGUCGGCAAGGAGCCACCGUCCGCGCUUCGCCUACUGACGAUGAAGGAGCUGCGCGAGAAGGGUAUGACCAAGUACGACGCGGAAAUGCUGCUCGCCCAGCAGCCGAAGGCCUCCUACUGCUCGGUAACGACCCCGGCGGUUGGCGGCAGCGAGCAGGCGGCGGAGCUGCCGUCCACGGCUAGCCAGAACCAGCACGGGAGCAACAGCGUCCCGAAGGGUGAUGCACACACGAAACGGGCAACGCGUAACUCCAAGGGAGUUCCGGCCGCAUGUGAUAAAAGUGGAACCAGCAGCAGCAGCAGCAGCAGUAGUAGCGGGAGCAGCAAAGCGAAGCAUCCAAAUAGCAAGGUAGACGAAGGAGCCAAACCGCCGGCAACAGCGCGUCCACUCCGGCGCAAUGUGCUCCGGCGGCACAGCUGUUACGAUGCGCGCGCUAUGCCGGUCGGCAACGUGCCUCGAGGGAAGGCGAGGAAAUCGCGCGAGAAGCAGGACGAGCCGGACCAGAGCCGGCUUGGUGUGGCUGGGCGGACGCGAAGCCGCUCGAAGGACCCGAGCGACGCGUUCUCCGUGUACGACGAGUGCAGCAACCAGUCGUCGUGCGCCUCGAAGAGCAGCUACGAUGCGCCCGGUGGCGCUCGGAAGCUACAGCUACGACGGGCCAGUAUGCACAGCAGCGUUAGCUACGCCAGCGGCCGACGCAGUGUGUUCCGGUUUAACGACGAACCGUUCGACGGUGGGCAGAUGGACGAUGAGGUGGUCGUGGUGCCGGAUGAGCCGGAGGACGUGCUCCGGAAUGACGAUUCAACACUCAACAAAUCAUCCCGAUCAACAUCGGCGUCGUCGCACCGUAAGCAACAAUCAACGACGGCCACGGAGGGGAAGCGCAAGCGUGUCGCGGAAGCGCCACAGCCAGAAGAGAAACGCCCAGCAGGCACCCAGCGGGGCAAAGCUAGCUACGCUAUCGUCACCCGCCGUACGUCACAACGCUACACCACCGCAGCGAGCUCACCGUUGACCGGAACACAUUCGUCGCCGGCGCGGACGGAACCCGAAUGGGCCGAGGACGAAAUUUGUCCACGCGUUACACGCCGCAUGCUGCGCCAGAUGGAGGACACGAGCAGCAACGGUGGCCACGACCAUUCACUGGUAGAUAGCGCCGCUGACGAUGGUGUGCCGUCGCGAAGGACGACGACAAAAACACCCCCACCGGAAGGGUUUUCCGUACCCUCUAACCGCGGCAGCCGGCGGAAGCAGAAGCUACAAACGCGCACCCUCGAGGACGACGAUGAUGACAUCAUCCAGCUGCUCGAUAUCGACUCACCAACCACAACUACCAACACCACCACCACCAACACCACCACUACCACCACCAUCAUCUCCAACAAAAAGGAUCCAAGCGAAGAAGUGGCUGCCGGCAAGCGAGCCCCUCUUCUUCAACAAGCCAGCAGUAGUAUUAGCAUCAGCAGUAGUAGUAGCAGCAGCACUAGCAGUAACAACAGUGAUCCCAACGGUAGGAGAAGUAGACUACGAAAGCAAUCGCAGCCCGUGCCGACGAAACGGUUGCGUGGUGAGGUGAAGCGGACCGAUGGUAGCGAAGCGAAGGGAAAGAAUCAAGUGGACGGACUUAGUAGAGAGAGGACGACCACGGCAGCCACGACGACCACGACGACGGUGGGUGACGAAGACGACGCGAUCGUCAUUCCCGACGACGGUGAUGAUGACGACGAGGAUGAUGUAAUACUAGCCAAGAUGAUUGGUUGUAGAAAAGGUACAAGCCAGCGGUUAGCUGACAGCACGGCACAGGACACGAGCGGCAGCAGUUGCAGGAUGCCGACCCGAUCUGUCCAGGCCGGCCAGGAACCGUCCGGGAUUGGCAGCUCGCCGGUGGUAAUAUCGUCGGCCAGCUCCACUUCCUCCACGAGCCCGGCCAUCGAAUCCCGAACAUCCGGUCGUGCGCAACGAAAAGCUCAAGGUUCCGAGCGAACGAAAACACCACCACCACCACCACCACCCACUGCUACUACCUCUGCCAGUAGUUCCGCCCUUGCCGAGCCCACAACGUCGACGUCGAUGCUGCGCACGCCGGAGCGUCGCCUCAAGCUGACGCUGCGCAUGAAGCGCAGCCCGGUGAUCGACGAGAUCAUCGAAUCGGGCAACAGUCUGAGCGACGGUGGGGCCGAGAAUGGGUCCAGCCCAGGCACCACCUUCCGGCGUGAGUACGAAAUUCUCCGGGUGGAGGGCGUCGAAAGCCUGCACGAGCCGGAAGAUGACCUCAACGAGGCCACGUCGUCCGCGGCACGCCACCGCCAUCGAAAGCAUCUGCUGACGUGUGACAGCAUCAGCAGUAGCGAUAGUGCGCUCGGGCGGGCGAAAACGAAGCUUCUGCUCGACUCGAUCCCCAACGCUGCCCGUGUCGAACACCAGCGGAACGGUGACUCCCAACACCCAAACGGCGACGACGACGACGGCGAAGAUGAGGAGGAAGAGGACGAGGAGGAUACCGACUUGACGUCGUACAGCAGCAGCUGCAGCAGCCGGAUCUCGCAGAAGCGCAAAAAGCGACACAAAUCGUCGAGCAAAGAGGCACGUCGGUUGCGCAAGCAGGCCAAACGGGAGCAUCGUCGUCUGCAGCAGCUUCAGCAGCUUCAGCAACAGCAGCAGCAGGAGCAGGAGUCACAUGGAAAUCGCUGCCCUCCCACGGACACUGCUUCGUCGUCUCCGUCUACCACCAUGAUCGUACCGCCGGCCGUCGACAAGCAACAACAACAACACCUGUUGCUGGCGGGAGAUCAUCUGCCCACGGAAGUGCCGUCGCACUCGGCGGUUCCCGAUGUCAAGCCGCCGGAGGGUACGGAUACCAGCGGGGGAGGAAGUGCCGCAACCGGCAGCACCACGCGCUGCGGCGAGAUUUAUCCGCUCGCCCGGACCGCCUCCUCGUCUUCGUCCUGCUCCUCCACCACCUGCAGUGUUCCGGCCUCGCCAGGAUCGACGUCGUCGUCGGCGUCCGACAAAGGUCCACCGAUGAAGCGCCUACGGUUGAUCUUCGGCAACGAAACGCACACGCGCGACAUUCCACCGAUGUUUGCCAUCUACCAGACGGACGCGUGCACCGUGCCUCCACCGGUGGGGGGUCAAGGAGCCGACAAGGGCCAACAGCAGCGGGCCAGCGUGGUUGCGAUCAACAAUACGCCGGGUGUGAUUGUCAGCCCGGCACGCUCGCAAUCGGGGUCCCAAACGAUGGGACUCCCGAGGUGUUAUCGCCCGAAGUGA